AUUUUCUUUCUCUCCCCAGAGUCGAAUCAUGCGUGAUAUGAGUCGCACCAGUGCACAAGGUGUUAGUCGUUCCCUGGGAUAUGGUUUUGUGAGCUUCCAAGAACACCAACAUGCUUUGACUGCUCUUCGAAAUACAAAUAAUAACCCAGAUGUCUUUGGUUCAGAUAAAAGACUUAUUGUUGAAUUUUCCUUGGAAAACAGGAAAGCUUUAGAAGUUAAACAGAAAAGAUUGGAUAAAUCUAAGCAAGUUUUAUCACAGAGGCAAAAGAAAGACAUUUUUUCCAAGAAAGACAAGGGACAGCAGCCAACAGCCGGUGCCAAAAGAGAGAGAUUCCAUGGUAAAUCACAGAAACAGAAAAUAAUGCCAUCGCAUUUGGGACCAAAGAAUCGUCAUAGAGACAAAGGAUUGCCUGUCGCUAAAGCAGGGAGGAAGAUUAAAGAGAAAAGGAUCAGAGAAUUCCAAAGCAACCAAAAACAGAGUCAAAAACCACAAAAAAGAAAAGCAUUGUCAGAUACCUUUGAUUCAAUGGUUGCAAAAUACAAAAAGAAGAUGUUAAACAUGUCGUCAUAGGCCAUGUAUUGAUUGCACUGUCUUUGCUUUUUAUGGUGAGAAACCAUUGAGUGUGUGUGGUUCAAUCACGUUAUCAUCUUCAUCAUAGUGAAGGAGAUUUUUCCCUCAUUCAGCUACAGAACAUUUUUAACACCAACAAAUUCAAAUGCAGAUUUAUAUCGCUUGAAAUGAUGUCUUAUUAAAUAUUACUGAUUCAAAUAAAAUCUGACAUUGUUAUCCAAACCAAUACAA
Octopus bimaculoides (California two-spot octopus) is the source of this 802-nucleotide messenger RNA. Its product is annotated as RNA-binding protein 28. NCBI's taxonomy places the organism in Eukaryota, Metazoa, Mollusca, Cephalopoda, Octopoda, Octopodidae. Gene Ontology annotation, molecular function: mRNA binding. The record is from RefSeq and is a predicted model, not a curated record. Gene Ontology annotation, cellular component: nucleolus.